This is a messenger RNA of Belonocnema kinseyi, 633 nucleotides long. RefSeq names its product protein unc-13 homolog D-like. The record is from RefSeq and is a predicted model, not a curated record. The coding region runs from base 1 to 633 and encodes 210 amino acids. The transcript is spliced from 5 exons. NCBI's taxonomy places the organism in Eukaryota, Metazoa, Arthropoda, Insecta, Hymenoptera, Cynipidae.
AUGCAGAAAAAGGACGAAACAAUGGUCAGAAGGAUUAUGAUUGGGAAAGGUAAACUAGCGGUGGUUUGUGUAUAUAGAAGGAGGAGAGAAGCGGAAGGCAGUGUUCAGGAAACAGAUGGAUCUUUCUUUGAGAGUUUUACUGCCUUGUCUUGGAAACAAGAAAAUCGAAGGUUAAUGGUUCUUCGAGAAGUGGAGGCCAGAGCUGAGGAAGCACCACUACCGUCCAGAGAUUUUAGUCUGACCACGACACAAAAUUACAGAAUCACUCAAAAAGAGAUGGAACAACUAUAUAGAGAAGUUCUUUACACAAUUGCAAAUAGGGUAGGCGCUAGUACUGGCCCCUAUGCCCAAUAUAAAGAAGAUCUUUAUAGAUAUGCUCAAGAAGCUUUUAGUGUACCUCAAGAUCAACAUAGGCGAUUUUUGAAUAUUGCAUCUGAAGAAAAGCCUCCAAUAGUCCUGCUGAAUGUUCUUGUGGUGGAAGCAGAAGGCCUGGAAGCAAAGGAUGCCAAUGGUUCAGAUGACACCAAAGUUUGCCUAGUGUUUAACAGAAAAAACAAUGUGGAUGAGAAAUUAUUACAAUCUUUAAUUUCCCAACGAGAACAUCUUGUUGGACGAUUGUAUGAUCAUAUGUAA